AUGUGUUUUGCCAAGAGGCACAACAAGAAGGGCCUGAAGAAGAUGCAGGCCAACAAUGCUAAGGCCAUGAGCGCCCAUGCCAAGGCCAUCAAGGCCCUGGUGAAGCCCAAGCAGGCCAGGCCCAUGAUCACAAAGAAGAACAGUUGCAAGCUCAGUCGACUUGUGUAUAUUGCUCACCCCAGGCUUUGGAAAAAUGUUCAUGCCCACAUUGCCAAGGGUCUCAGGCUUUGCCGGCCAAAAACCAAGGUUGAAACCAAGGAUCCAACUAAGGCUAAAACCAAGGUUCAAAUGAAGGCUAAAGCCAAGCCCCAGAGUAAGACCCAGACAGCUGCAGCUCCAGCACAGCUCAAGCUUCCAAAGGUGCCCAGGCCCCUGCCAAGGCUCUCUAAGAUGCUGCCGUCAGUGUGA
Molecule: messenger RNA, 408 nt
Organism: Sorex araneus (European shrew)
Lineage: Eukaryota; Metazoa; Chordata; Mammalia; Eulipotyphla; Soricidae
Product: 60S ribosomal protein L29-like
Exons: 1
Coding region: 1-408 (135 amino acids)
Source: RefSeq, a predicted model, not a curated record